GCGCACGUUGAUUCAUGAUGACGCGGCAAUAGUGCGUGAGCGUUGAGUUGGGUACGGUACUCCAUUGCGCUUAGGCUUAGCUGCACGCACUUGCACUUGCACUUGCCCUUUUGGCAAAGCCAACCAAUUUACCUUUCACGGAGCCAACCAGUUUACCUUUCACGGAGCCACCUGACCUGACACGCUCUCUCUCUCUCUCUCUCUAUCUCUCUCUCUCUCCUCUGUUGUCCUUGAAAUAACGAAGCGGUGGAAGUUUCAGGCAUUAGACCCAGUUCGUCUGCCCCAUAUCCAGUUGCACACGCGUACAAUUCCCACUGUUUCCCACAUUCCAAGGUCGUGUAGCUUGAAAGCUUGGCCAUUUGUUAUCCGGGUAUUCUUCGGUUUACUUCACAGUAAUCGAGGAAUGCAGGGAUCGGGGUGAUCGGCGUGUCGUUUACUACUGUUGCUUUGGAUGGCAUUGAAGUUUCUUGGUUUUGUAAUGGGAAUGAACUCAUUAAUACUGUUCUUUAUGAGAUUGUAGUUAAAGGUGUUGAAUUGGGUCUGCAGAUUUGACAGAAUUUGAUGAUGAAUACCAAAGUCAGGACCACGCUUCAGUCCAUGAAAGCUCCUAUGAAGCAUGAAAAUGAGAAGCUGGAUAUGCAGGGGAGAAAGAUAAAUGGUGCUGCAAAAACGUCCACGAGUCAACGAGCCUCCGGAAAAGAAAGAAAAAUUGCUUUGCAACAAGAUGUUGAUAAGCUCAAGAAGAAGCUUAGACACGAAGAGAACGUUCACAGAGCUUUGGAGAGGGCUUUCAACAGACCCUUGGGCGCUCUACCUCGUCUUCCUCCUUAUCUCCCUCGUCAUACACUGGAGCUUCUUGCCGAGGUGGCUGUUUUGGAAGAGGAAGUGGUUCGGCUUGAAGAACAAGUUGUGCAUUUUAGACAGGACCUGUAUCAGGAAGCUGUCUACAUUUCAUCCUCGAAAAGGAGCAUAGAGAAUUCAGCUGAUUCAAAUGCCCUAUACCCGGUUAAGAAUCACAAACCAGAGCGAUGCAAGUUUUCAGCUCAAAAUAAGGGUGACUCUACUGUUUCCACAAUGCGGCAUAGAGCAACUCUUUCUUAUGAUGGGCGGGGAAAAGAGGACCAAUCAUGUACUAAUUUGACAAAGAACCAAAAGCGAUCCUCAAUCCAUAAAUCCCAUACAGUUCAAACUCCAGUUAAGAGACCUCUCGUAAGCCAUAGAUCAGCAGAGAAGCGUUUAGAUCAAGCAAGGCUAGAAGCAAACAGAAUUUUUGACGACCCAAACAGAAUUUCUGAAAAUACUUUGAAGUGCUUAUCAAGCAUUCUCCUCAGAAUGAGUUCGAUGAAGAAUCGAAAUAGUGCAGAAAAUUUACCCUCCUUCUCGACAUUAGUAACUCGGAAAAGCAAUGAAGAAACUAACUAUUGGGACCCUUAUGGUAUUUGUUCAGAAUUUGGAAAGAGAGAUAUUGGUCCAUAUAAGAAAUUAUGUGAAGUUGAAGCUGCCUCAAUCAAUCCAAACCGAAUAACAACUUCUUUGUUUCUACUUCGUAAAUUAAAACUCCUCCUUGGGAAACUUGCCUCUGUCAACUUAAAGAGCCUCACCCAUCAGGAGAAGCUUGCGUUCUGGAUCAACAUUUACAAUUCCUGCAUGAUGAAUGCAUUCCUAGAACAGGGCAUACCAGAGAGUCCUGAGAUGGUUGUUGCUUUGAUGCAGAAGGCAACAAUAAAUGUGGGGGGACACUUGCUAAAUGCAAUAACUAUAGAACAUUUCAUUCUGAGAUUGCCUUACCACUCAAAAUAUACAUUUGCCAAGGGUGCAAAAAAUGAAGAGAAGACAGCGAGAAGCAUAUUUGGCUUAGAGUUUUCUGAACCGUUGGUGACAUUUGCACUGUCCUGUGGAAGCUGGUCCUCCCCUGCUGUGAGAGUGUACACAGCAUCUCAGGUUGAGAACGAACUGGAAGUGGCUAAAAGAGAGUACUUACAGGCUGCAGUUGGAAUUUCAACUACCAAGUUUGCUAUCCCAAAACUGUUGGAUUGGUAUUUACCUGACUUUGCAAAGGACUUGGAGUCAUUGCUUGAUUGGAUCUGCCUUCAGUUACCAAGUGAACUUGCAAAAGAAGCAAUUAAGUGCCUUGAGAGUGGCGAAAAGGAACCUCUUUCACAGUUUCUCCAAGUUAUGCCAUAUGACUUUAGUUUUAGGUACCUUUUAUACUCUUAAAACUUUUGCUUCAACAAUAAGUUUUUGUCACUUGGGUUACAAUUUUUUUGUACACGGUUAUUGAAUGCAUAAGAAAGCUAGAUGUAUAUGGUCUCCUUGUAAGUAGUUAUGAGAUAAUGUUGUCUUCCACUGA
This is a messenger RNA of Alnus glutinosa, 2350 nucleotides long. RefSeq lists its product as uncharacterized. The record is from RefSeq and is a predicted model, not a curated record. The transcript has 10 exons. The coding region runs from base 562 to 2217 and encodes 551 amino acids. Lineage: Eukaryota; Viridiplantae; Streptophyta; Magnoliopsida; Fagales; Betulaceae.